CUUUCUCUGAGUCUUUGAAGCUUCAAGGCUGCAGAAUAAUUUCCUUUGCUCAUUUCGUGCCUGCCCAGCUAUCCAGACAGAGCAGCUACCCUCAGCUCUAGCUGAUACUACAGACACUACAACAGAUCAAGAAGUAUGGCAGUGACAACUCGUUUGACAUGGUUGCAUGAAAACAUCCUGCAAAAUCAUUUUGGAGGAAAGCGGCUUAGCCUUCUCUAUAAGGGUAGUGUCCAUGGAUUCUGUAGUGGAGAUUUGCUUGACAGAUGUUGUAAUCAAGGGCCUACUCUAACAGUGAUUUAUGGUGAACAUCAUAUUAUUGGAGCAUAUGCAGAAGACAGUUACCAGGAAAGAAAGUCUGCCUCCAUCAUCCUUUUUGCACUUCAAGAGACUAAAAUUUCAGAAUGGAAACUAGGACUAUGUACACCAGAAAGACUGUUUUGUUAUGACAAUAUACAAUAUAACUCCACAACUAAUUUCCAGAUAGAGUUAAGAAAUAGAAAAGUGAUUAUGGGCUCAAAGACAACGGAAGAUCUUGGACUUGUUCAAAAUUGUACUAUUUCUAUUCAGGAUUGUGAAGUUUUUCGAUGUGAAGAUUUACUGGAUGAAAGAAAGAUAAAAGGGGCGACUGAGCUCAGGAAGAGCUUAUUGUCUGCCUUGAGAACUUAUGAACCAUAUGGAUCCCUGGUUCCACAAAUACGAAUUCUGCUGCUGGGUCCAGUUGGAGCUGGGAAGUCCAGCUUUUUCAACUCAGUGAGGUCUGUUUUCCAAGGGCAUGUAACACAUCAGGCUUUGGUGGGCACUAAUAGAACUGGGAUAUCUGAGAAGUAUAGGACAUACUCUAUUAGAGACGGGAAAGAUGGCAAAUAUCUGCCAUUUAUUCUGUGUGACUCACUGGGGCUGGGUGAGAAAGAAGGCGGCCUGUGCAGGGAUGACAUAUUGUACAUCUUAAAUGGUAACAUUCGUGAUAGAUACCAGCUUUUGAGACAGCUGUUUCUUCAAGGAGUCCUGGUGUGGGGCAUUAGAAAUGUUCAUAGCUACUUGUUUAAUCCCAUGGAAUCAAUCAAAUUAGGUCAUCGUGACUACAUUGAUUCCCCAUCGCUGAAGGACAGAAUUCAUUGUGUGGCAUUUGUAUUUGAUACCAACUCUGUUGAACACUUCUCCUCUCAAAUGAUAGUAAAGAUCAAAAGACUUCGAAGGGAGUUGAUAAACGCUGGUGUGGUACAUGUGGCCUUGCUCACUCAUGUGGAUAGCAUGGAUCUGAUUACAAAAGGUGACCUUAUAGAAAUAGACAGAUGUGUGCCUCUGAGGUCCAAGCUAGAGGAAUUCCAAAGAAAACUUGGAUUUGCUCUUUCUGACGUCUCGGUGGUUAGCAAUUAUUCCUCUGAGUGGGAGCUGGACCCUGUAAAGGAUGUUCUAAUUCUUUCUGCUCUGAGACGAAUGCUAUGGGCUGCAGAUGACUUCUUAGAGGAUUUGCCUCUUGAGGAAGAGGGAAUCAAAGAAAGGAAACUGUCAAGUGUGCACAAGGAAGAAAAUUGAUAUGUGAAAGGUUCACGCAAAUUUCUUCAUAUCACAGAAGAUUAAAAUUUAGAAAGCAGAAAACAGACCAAAGAGAAGUAACUAAGACCGAAGGGAUGUGUUUUAUUAAUGUCUAGGAUGAAGAAAUGCAUAAAACAUUGUAGUACUUGUGAAUAACUAGAGAUAGCGUGAUUUAAAGUCAUAAUUGUGAAAAAUAAUAAUAAUUUUUCUUGGAUUUAUGUUCUGUAUCUGUGAAAAAAUAAAUUUCUUAUAAAACUUGGGUCUAA
Piliocolobus tephrosceles (Ugandan red Colobus) is the source of this 1802-nucleotide messenger RNA. It is a transcript of the gene IFI44, whose product is annotated as interferon induced protein 44. NCBI's taxonomy places the organism in Eukaryota, Metazoa, Chordata, Mammalia, Primates, Cercopithecidae. The transcript is spliced from 10 exons. The coding region runs from base 136 to 1536 and encodes 466 amino acids. Gene Ontology annotation, biological process: immune response. The record is from RefSeq and is a predicted model, not a curated record.